Penaeus monodon (black tiger shrimp) is the source of this 2796-nucleotide messenger RNA. RefSeq names its product trans-Golgi network integral membrane protein 1-like. Lineage: Eukaryota; Metazoa; Arthropoda; Malacostraca; Decapoda; Penaeidae. The coding region runs from base 103 to 1680 and encodes 525 amino acids. The transcript is spliced from 6 exons. The record is from RefSeq and is a predicted model, not a curated record.
AGUUACCCCCCCCCCCCUCCUUCUGCCACGUACGGAUCAGAGUUCCUUCGCUUUUUUCUCUUGUUUUGAGCCGAAAAGGGAGUUUUUCCGACGCCAAAUUCGAUGGAAGAGAAGGAAGGAACCACCAGAAUGAAGCUAAAGGGGACGAGAGCCACGUAUGCCGCAUGUGUCUUGUGCGCUGUCUUCACACCGGUGAUAUUGGCUCCAGUAAAUGAAUCAAAGCAGCUUGACGCAAGUUUGCCUCUGACCACUUUCGGUAACAGUGCAAAUAUCGCGUCGUUUGCCUUGGCAAAUCUUAGUGCUUUAGGGGCUGCCGACAAACCAUCAGAAAAUAAUAUGGACAACCAGCAGCCUCCUGGGAAUUCUGCUCCAACGGUAAUAGGUCCAAGCUCUGCCGAUAACCCUCCUGCAGAAAAACCAUCGUCCACUGUGGACGUCAAAAAAGAAGUAGAGAAUGUAGUCACAGCUGAGGCCCAAGAAACAGUUGUAGAUAAAAGUGUGCCUCCAAGCCCUGAGUCCCAGUCGCCAGACUCAGAAGCUAGUGCCAAAAAGGAUAAUGCAGACCAAGGGCAAGGCCCACCACCACCACCACCAGCACCUAGAGAGAGUGAAACACAGGUAUUGGAAGAGAAAAAGGAGGUGGCGGAAGCAGCAGACCCAUCCGGAAGUGCACCCCAGGUGUUAGCCAGCGGAAGUACUGAGGCUCAGGGAGGGGAGGUUAAGAAAGUCAACCCUUCUCCGUUGCCCAGUGAGAGUGCAAUGACAGUAGGAGCCAAACCUGAGGAGACUCAAGCUUCUCGAAUCUCAGAUCCAGAGAUCCCUCAGGAGACACAGAAUAAAGCCAACGAAACACAAGGUUUGGUUGUUACAGAUGAACAGGCACAGGAGCCCCAGCAGAAUGCUGACCAGGCAAAGGAGUCUCAACCAAGUGCUGUCCCAUCAGAGAUUGCCCAAAGUGCACCUGUUGAGCCCCCAAAGUUGCCUGAGCAGAGUGCUGCUGAGACACAGGAACCAAAGCCCGUGAAGGAAGAAACACAAAAACCUGAUGUAUCUGAAGUCGCAGCACAGGUGCCAAAGGAACCAGAGCAACAGGCAGAAAACACACAGGACUCUGAUGCAGUGGUGGAACAACCCAAGGAGCAGGAACAAACCGCCAACGAGACACAAGAACAACCAGAACAGCUGGCAGUGGACGAAGAAGCCAAGGGGACAGACACAGAGGACAAUCUUAUUGAAGAAAACAUCAACAACGACGAUGAAAAUAGGGAACAGUACGAAAACGACAUAGCUGUUGUGGAUAAGCCCAUAAACGAUUACUCGUACACCAUGGACAGCUCUCAGCAGAGCUCCAUGGCAACCGAUAUGCAGGCUAAUAAUCCUUCCUUCAGUGAUCAGCUAGGCAAAGAUAGUGAAGACGGCGGAGAGCUCACCAUCAAAAAUAGAGAAAUAUUCACCGAUGACGAGGAUUCCCACUUCUUUGCGUACUUCCUCACCAUCAUGGUCUCGGCCAUCAUCUUCUACCUGGUUUUCCAUAACAAGCAACGGAUCAUCGCUCUCAUCAUCGAAGGCCGCAGCCCUGGGGAGAGACGAGGCCGCAGGUCGUCCUCCAGAGGGAAGUACCACAAGCUGGACAACAACCUGGAGGAGGCGAUCACAGCCACGAAAGGCGCAAACACAUGAUAACCUGUGUCGUCAGCUGGGCCUGAACCCCUCAGACAAUGAGACACUGACAAGGGGUUAACAGUUUGGAAGUUUGGGCAAGCCUCCACUUCAACGAGCUGCCAUGAACACAGGCAUGGAUUCUUGGUCCCUCUUCCUUUUUCAUCUUCCUCUGUGUUUUGCGAUCAUACCUCGUACCCUGUUGGAUUUAUUUCUGUUUGUUCCUCGCUUGGACACGUCGGUGUCAGGAGGUGCAAGAUGUUCUUUCCACGGUUGAGCUUUUCUUUGCACUGGUGCUGUGGUGUGCUUGAAACCCUUCACUCCUGUAAGGCACACUGGGUCCUUUUCGUGGCAUCCUCUGUAUGCAGUGGCACUGUGCCUCUUGAUUCAACAUUCUGAAGUCCCCCUCCCCACCUCUUGCUUGGGAUGCCUGCUUCUUCGUCCUGGCAUUUGUCUAUCCACCUUGUCCCUUAUAGAGGCACUUACUAGAUGGGUAUUUUAGUGUUAUAAGUAGUAUAGUGUUUUUCUUUUAUUUCUGUUCUUGUUACCUGUUAGUCUGUAGCAGCUCUUCCUAUUGCUGCCCAUCACCUUUUCUCCCUCAGAUAACCAAAAUGUUAAGUCAAUUUUUCACUUCUUCUUUUUCUUUUUCUUCUUUUUCUUCUUCUUUGUCAUAUUAUUAUUAUUAUUUUUAUUAUUAUUAUUAUUAUUGUUAUUAUUAUUAUUAUUAUUCCUGUCUUUUCUUAAUUUUACUCCCCACCCCCCCUUCCCCUAUGAUGUUUUUUGCUCUGUCCGCAGUGCAGCCUUGCUAAGAUAGAUUUCCCUGCCGCUUGUCUUGUUUACUACUGUGGCUUGCAUGAGUGAAGGGAAGCCCAAGUGACUUUCCUGUGGUUUUUGAUAUAUAUAUAUUAUAUAUAUGUAUUUUUUUUUCUUUUUGUGUAUUAGCCAUCUUUUGGUUUUGUUAUUGGUAGUAUUAUGUCACUUUUCUGACAUUGGGUAGAUUUUUUCUAGGUAAUAAGAAUUUGAUAUCUGUGUGGAUAUUUCCAUUCUACAGCUCAAGAUAGAAAAGGUAUUUGUGUGCUGAUUGAGAACAGAGACAUGGUUGCACUGGAAAAUGUUAUACGUUUUAUAUAUAUAUAU